Nylanderia fulva is the source of this 2502-nucleotide messenger RNA. RefSeq names its product peroxisomal acyl-coenzyme A oxidase 3-like. Lineage: Eukaryota; Metazoa; Arthropoda; Insecta; Hymenoptera; Formicidae. Gene Ontology annotation, molecular function: pristanoyl-CoA oxidase activity; fatty acid binding; FAD binding. The record is from RefSeq and is a predicted model, not a curated record. Gene Ontology annotation, biological process: fatty acid beta-oxidation using acyl-CoA oxidase; lipid homeostasis. Gene Ontology annotation, cellular component: peroxisome.
UCAUAACCUAACACAAUUACGCGAUAAGUGCACACAUAUGAGUGGAAUCAGAACGUGACCUGUUCGUUUGUGCUUAGCUUUGUAUUAGUAUUAUAUGCAAAAUGAACAUUUGUAUGAAUUUACAUACAGUUCAAAGUUCAAUAUAUAUUUUAAAUAUAUAUACAUAUUUUAAAUGCAUUAUAUAAGAUUGCAUUACGUUUUAAUAACUAAUAACGCGAACGUUCUGAAGAAACGACAAUCCAAUAAAGGAAAAAAGGAGAUAAUCUAGCAGUAAAUUGUAUAUGAAUGAACAUAUUCACAAGAGGAAAUCGCAUGAUGUCUAUCGCCAGUAAUUUGAUAAAGGACUUGCCUAAGGGACCCUUAGAUGUUUAUAGGAAGCGGGCAACAUUUGACUGGAAAUCAUUCAAACUAAAUUUAGAAGGUGUGGAUGGCAUACAUUUUCAGGAAAAAUUAUGGGAUAUUGUCAGAAAGAAUCCAGCAUUUCAAAGAUCGAUAGGUUCAAUGAGCUUGGAUGAAGUUCGAAGACACUGCAAUGCUCAAAUGCAAAUAUUUCAUCAGAAUGACAUAACUCCAAUGCAUACUCGAGAACAUUUUUUUUAUACCUUUCAAUAUAAUGGAUCUAUACCAGUAAAAUUAAGUAUCAUGUACUCUAUGGUACCAACUACUAUAUUAGCGCUAGGUACUGCACGACAUUAUCAUCUUGCAACAGAAUUGAGCAAUGGAAAUUGUCUUGGCGUUUUUGCUCUAACUGAAUUUUCCCAUGGAUCUAAUGCAAAAGGCAUGCGGACCACAGCAACAUAUGAUAUAGCAACAAGAAGUUUCAUUCUUCAUACACCCGAUUUUGAAGCCGCAAAAUGUUGGGCAGGUGGUUUAGGAAAAAGUGCUACACACGCUGUUAUAUUUGCACAGUUAGUUACACCAGAUGGAGUGAAUCAUGGUCUCCAUGUUUUCAUUGUACCAAUUCGCGAUCUAAAAACCCAUCUACCUUUUCCUGGUGUUACCAUUGGUGAUAUGGGUGAGAAGAUUGGACUUAAUGGAAUAGACAAUGGAUUCAUAAUGUUCAACAAGUAUGCUAUAGCACAUACUUGUUUGUUGAAUCGUACAGCAGAUGUUAACGAGGAUGGACAAUAUGUGCUUGCUGUACAGGAUGAACGAAAAAGAUAUGGCUCAUCAUUAGGCGCAUUAUCAUCAGGUCGUGUCAGUAUUACUGCAAUCUGUGCACAGUAUAUGACUAUUGCGUUAACGAUAGCCAUACGUUAUUGUGCAGUUAGGAGACAAUUCGGUCCUACAGCUGAAGAUGAUGAGUUACCAGUUAUAGAAUAUCAAGCACAACAAUGGCGAAUUUUUCCUCAUUUAGCUGAAACAUACGCAAUAAAGAUAUUUUCGACCAUGUUUUAUCAAAUGGUAGACUUCGCUUUGAGCCGUUUAACGGGAGACGACGAAAACCUGAUUGCUGAUCUAGGAAUAGAGAUACACGCAUUGUCUUCUGCAACAAAACCGUUGUGUUCAUGGAUCGCUCGUGAUGCAAUUCAGGACUGCAGAGAGUCUUGUGGUGGUCAUGGAUAUUUGAAAAUGUCGCGUUUGGGUGACAUAAGAGCUGACAAUGAUGCAAAUUGUACAUAUGAGGGUGAAAACAAUAUACUUAUUCAACAAGCAAGUAAUUGGUUGUUAAGCCAAUGGACUAACGUGAUCAAUGGACAAUUCGUGCCGGCUCCGCUUGGUUCUAUAGAUUUUCUUGUUGAUGCGGAACAAAUAUUGAAUACCAAAUUUGAUCAAGUUACAGUUGAGGAUACAUUAAAACUUGAAAAUUUACUCUUCGCUUUUAAGUGGUUGACAUGUUAUUACGUGAAAAAAACAUAUCAACGUGUAAAUAAUCUUAAAUCAAGUGGGAUGUCUGAUUUUGAUGCAAAAAACAAUUCUCAAACAUAUUUAGCACGGACUUUGUCCCUCGUAUAUGGAGAGCAUGCUUUACUAUUAUAUUUUAUCAAAUGUUUACAAGAUCCGAAAUGGAAAGCGAAUGAACGAGAAGUACUGACAAAAUUAUGUUCUUUGUUCGGAGCUACAACUUUGGAAAAGAGAUUGGGAGAUUUGUAUGGUGGUGGUUAUGCUUCUCCUGGAAGUAACUUGGACAAUUUUCUGCGAGAAGGAAUUAUAAUAUUAUGCAGAGAUUUAUUAGACAAUGCGGUUCCGCUGGUUGACGUUUUGGCACCGCCAGAUUUUAUUCUUAAUUCUCCUCUAGGAAUGUCUGAUGGCGAGGUAUACAAACACAUAAAAGAGUGGAUAUUUAAAGAUAAAGCAAACUUGGAACGUCCAUCGUGGUGGAAAGAAAUCCGAUCAAAGAUAUAAUAUGUACAAGAUAUAUAGUACAAAUUCCGUGAUAUUUGUAUAUACGAGGUAUCUUUUAUUCUCAUUCUUUUUAGUUAAAAGAUUUUAGGGCAAAAAAUUUAUUUGAAAUGCAAAAAAAGAAUGCAUAAUGCAAAUUCAUUUUGUUUAUAAAAUUGC